Molecule: messenger RNA, 1913 nt
Organism: Abrus precatorius (Indian licorice)
Lineage: Eukaryota; Viridiplantae; Streptophyta; Magnoliopsida; Fabales; Fabaceae
Exons: 11
Coding region: 79-1581 (500 amino acids)
Biological process (GO): cytoplasmic stress granule assembly
Cellular component (GO): cytoplasmic stress granule
Molecular function (GO): RNA binding
Source: RefSeq, a predicted model, not a curated record
UUUGCAAUUCCAAGAUCUCUUAGUUCAUUCAUAUCAUAAUAGCAGAAGAAGAAACCGAACUUCUACACAGAGAUUGAGAUGGGUUGCAGAAACAGAAACAGAGAAUCGUUGACAGAGGAACACACUUGUUCAUCUGCUUCUUCUGGUUCGUCACUGAGUGAGGCCUUGCUUUUCACCACUAUGUGCAUCGUUGGUCUCCCUGUUCAUGUUCACGUUAAGGAUGGCUCUGUUUAUUCUGGAAUCUUCCACACUGCCUCUGUUGACACCGAUUAUGGUAUUGUUUUGAAGAAAGCAAGGAUGAGCAAGAAGGGAAAGGGCAACACCAACGUUGGAAAUGAGGGCAUGGUAGAUACGCUGGUGAUUUUGUCAGGUGAUCUUGUGCAAGUUGUCGCAAAGGGAGUAAUGCUUCCUUCAGAUGGCAUUAGUGGAAACAUAACUGGUCAUGAUGAGGAAGCAAUUGUUCAUAAUGUUUGUUCCGAGAGUCUAACAUGUGAGGUAGAUAAUCAUACCCGGUCUUUGAUGGAUGCAAAACAAACUAAUCAAUCAAGACAAGCUGGAGAUGACGAAUCAAAAGAAAAAGCCAACAACUGUGAACAGAAGUCUGAGUUUGCUAAUGAAAAAAUUGAUGAAAAGAUUCAAAGCCUUGAUUCAAGCCAUGAAACUGAUACAUGUCAUUGUCAAGAGGAUGCUAUUGAGCAUGGAAACACUGAUAGCACAUCAAGUCCUUAUGAUAAUGGAUUAUUCUGCAACAGUGCUCCUUCAUCUGUUAAAGUUGAUGAUCAGCAUACUGAAAGGUUUACUUUAGCAGACUCUCCCUCUAAAAAUUCAACCCAAGGUAUGGUGGAUCUCAUCUCAGAUUCACGUAAGUUGCCAGCAAGGUCUGUUGAAAUAUCAGCUCCAAGGGGUACAGAUUCUACCAGAAAUGCUAAGGAAUUUAAGCUCAAUCCAGCAGCCAAAAUUUUCUCUCCAUCUUUUGUAAAUCCUAUUUCGGCAAGUUCUGCUGCAAACAUGGUAUACGUACCAAAUAGCUCUCCUUUGGCACCUGUUGCUACUAUCCAACCAGAAGUUGGAUUCAAUACUUUUACUUCUCGGCCCUCUACCCCUGUAAAGGUUGCACAGUAUAGUAAUUUGACAGUGGGAAAUGGUGGCAGUGGCAUUCAAUUUUCACAACCUAUUGUUGGACAACUGGCACAUAGGAGCCAACCUCUUCGGUAUGCUACACAUUAUACUCCUGUUUUGUCUGAACCUACUUAUUUGCAGCCAAGCUCUACUGCUGUUAUGGUUGGACGUUCCCCCCAGUUAGUCUAUGUUCAGCCAGUUUCCCAUGAUUUGAUUCAUGGAGCAACAGCUAUCUCACCAGUCUCAGGAGCUCGCCCUAUGCUGAAUCAUGUACAAUUUCCAAAGCAGCAUGGAGGAACAAUUGGUCAAGCAAUGCCAGUUUGUGUGCCCCCACCUGUCCUAACAAGUGGACAACAACCCUUUGCACUUCAAAGCCACAUUCCACUUCUGCAACCUGGCUUUCCUGUGCCUCGACCUAUUUCUGUCCCUGGACCAAAUGGUUUCUAUGGCACCAAGUUUUAGUGAAAUUUUCAUUCAGAUUCUGGUGUUGAUAUCCCUUUCUCUAAGUUAAGGCUCAUUUUUCUUUUUCUUUUUCUAUUAGAUUUUUCUAUAAAAAAUUUUGUCUCCUCUUAUUUGUGAGAAGUGUACAGUAGAAUUUAGCUGUCAGAAUUAUUAGAUAUUUGGAGGUCCUAAUUUUAAGAUAAGGUUCAAUUAGUAUUUUUGGAGUUGGGGAAAGAUUUUUCCUUUAAAGAUUGAUAUUGUAUGUUUGGCAAUUGAACUUGAAUGAGUCCGUUAUUAACACGAUAACACUAUAUUAAGCAAUUGAAUAUAGAUUUCACAAUUGAUUAUUUGUU